UUACUCUUUUGUCAUAGAGGUAAAAUUAUGCAUGUAAACAAAAGUAGAUAGACAACCGCCCGGACAAGAUCCAGUAGCGUGGCGUGCAAAAGCCUGUGCAAUUGAAAUCGUGAUCUAUUUUCCAGACAUGAUUGAUCAUGAAUUGAUAUUGUAAUGAGACAACUAGGAUUUCUUCCUGACGAACCGGCCUACACUUCAAGUAGAACUAACAGAAUAAAAGAUGGCUGCGUCCACCACAAAACACAUGACAAGAAAACCAAGCGGAGGGGAAGAAUUUAAUCACAGAGUGUUUAAAGCAAACAAAGUGUCCCAUUUUAUUGAGUCAUACCCACAAUAUUUAUUAAAGAGACUCUCUCUACUGUGGAAGGAAGAAUUAUACUGCGAUAUCAGUAUCAUCGCCAACGGCAAAUCGUUCAGUGCCCACCGACAUAUUUUAGCAGCCUCCAGUUCAUUCUUUAAAGCCAUGUUCACAUCAGGCAUGGUGGAAGGCAGUCAGAAAGAAAUUUAUUUACACGACAUUGAUGAAGAUAUUAUACAAGAACUGUUGUCUUUUAUUUAUACUGGUGUAAUAGAGAUAACACUAGAGAACGUACAAGAUUUAUUAUCAUCAUCAGACAUGUUGGGUUUAGUGGAUGUAACAGAAGCUUGUGGUCAAUUCUUACAACAACAUUUAAACACAGAAAACUGUAUUGGAAUUUAUCUAUUUUGUGAUGCCCAUUCCUGCCAAGAUGUAAAACAAGCUGCAGAAUUAUAUAUCCAGAAACAUUUCCUUCAGGUGUCAAAAACGGAGGAAUUUUUACAGCUGCCAAAAGACGAACUGAUACAUUUUUUAUCUAGUGAAAACUUACGUCUUGAGAAUGAAAUUCAGGCCUUCAAUGCCGCAAUUGUUUGGAUCAACCACGAUUUGAUUUCCAGACGUAAAGAAAUAUUUGAUGUCAUGAAGCCAAUAAGAUUUCCAAUUAUUCACGAAAAACAUUUGGAGAAAUUUCAAGAAGAAUGUACCGACAUAAGCCUAAAAAUUGCUGUGCAUAAAAUAAUUCAGGAUUACAAAAUGACUCGCAAAUUGUGCCUCGAACUUCAGUUAAGUCGAAUAGAUCCCACCAUGCUUCAACCCCGUUUAUGUGCCCGAAAAAAUAUUUACGUUAUCGGAGGCUACAGUCGAAAACGGGGAGAUAGAUGGAGUGACAUGCAUACGCUAAAAUCCGUUGAGCGAUUCGACACAUUUCAUAAACAGUGGCAUAAGCUUCCGAACAUGAAGAAACCACGCAGUGGGCUUGGUGCUGCCGUCUUGUGUGGAAAAAUUUACAUCGUUGGCGGGGAAAACGAUUCCUUGAUUCACGAUUGUGUAGAAAUGUUUGAUCCAGACGAUGGAAAAUGGAUGGAACUAGGAAAUAUGACAGAUCCCCGUUGCGGUCUGAAUGUUUGUGCAUUUAACAAUUGUAUUUAUGCGUUUGGUGGGUGGGUGGGGUCUGUGAUAGGAGAUACAGUUGAGAAGUAUACAGCGGAGAUAGAUGCCUGGUGUAUUGUGGGUACAAUGCCAACACCCAGGUUUGGAAUGGCGUUGGUAGAGACACAAGGAUUGAUUUAUGUAAUAGGAGGACUGAGUGAGAUGGGAACGGAAUUAAAAUUUAUUGAUAGUUUUAAUCCAGUGACAAAGGAGUGGGUUCGACUUACCAACAUGCCAGCUAGGAAAGCGUAUAUAGGAGCAGCAGCAAUAGAUGAUUUGAUAUAUGUAGUGGGUGGAUGGAAUGAACAUGAAGGGCCUUUAAACACCGUCCAUAAAUACAAUAUCAUAACAGAUGAAUGGAGUGAUGUAUCGUGUUUAUCAAUGAGAAGAGCGGGACCAUCUGUUAUCAGUGUGGAUGGUUUGUUAUACGUUAUCGGGGGUCGAUAUUACUCAGAUCUCUAUACAGCACCAGUAACCACGGAUAGCGUGGAAUGUUACGAUCCAAACACCGAUAAAUGGACGGAGUUUCCCCCCAUGUUUAACAGUCGAUGUGAAGCUGGUGUCGUUGUUUUAUGACAUAAACAGGAAACUGGUGUCACAGUUUGACCCGAUACCUGGUUUGAAUUGGUACCUGGUUUGACCUGUAACCUAGUUUAGCUUGGUACCUGGUUUGACAGGGUUACCUGGUUUGACAGGGUACCUGGUUUAACUCAGUUCCUGGGUUGACUCGGUACCUGGUUUGACUCGGUACUUCGUUUGACUCUGUUCCUGGUUUGACUUGGUACCUGGUUUGACUCGGUACUUUGUUUGAAUCAAUACCUGGUUUGUCUCGGUACUUGGUUUGACUCUGUUCCUGAUUUGAAUUGGUAUUUUGUUUGAAUCAAUACCUGGUUUGACUCGGUACUUGGUUUGACUCGGUACCUGGUUGAUUCGGCACUUUGUUUGAAUCAAUACCUGGUUUGCCUCGAUAUCUGUGUUGGCAUACAACAGGGUUUAAAUGGAUACCGGUUUGACUCGAUACCUCUUGUCUACGAUAUCACCCUUGGUGGAAGUGGACGUAAAACUCCAGGAACGAAUGAACUCGAUACCUAAUUUAACUGAGUACCUUGUACGACUUGAUGCCUGCUUUGAUGCCUGCUUUGUCUCUAGGUAUAUUGUUGUAGUGAUAAUAAAUAAAAGUGAACAUAGCACUAGCAUAAAAUAUAUUUAAUAAUUUUACUAAAUAAGUUUUAUAACAAGGGAUCAUGUUAAUGUUGUCAGAAAUAUAAAUCUGCAUUUCCUUAUUUUUGCAACUGGCACCCUGAAACAGCAGGAUAAAUCAAAUCAUGAUUGUUCUGAAAUUGGUACUGGUACCAUGAAAACUGUGAAAAAAAUAUUUAUGUAAAAGAUAUUAAGUUUCUUUGGAGUCGCAAAGACAAAUUGAGUUCCAUUGCAGGCACCCCAGUUUCCUAGUCAAACUGGGUUUCAAGGCAUUCCAGUUUCCUAGUCAAACUGGGUUUCAAGGCACCCCAGUUUCCUGGUCAAACUGUUUUUCAACUUGAAACUUUCAAGACACCCCAGUUUCCUGGUCAAAACAUAUUACUGUAAGAAAACUUGUUUCGGGGCAUUAAUUAACUCUUUUUUUUAAGUUGACUGUUGUUUUACAUUUAACAUGAAAUAGAAUUGCAAAUAUUGCCAUGAAAUAACGCCAUUGAGGCACUGGACCUUCUGUGGUAUUGUUGUACAUUAAAAUCACCUGGCACUAUCAAGGUUUUUCCUGCCCAGUAAACAAUUACACCUGUCUAGACUGGAAGACAAGGAUAAUGUGAGGUAUUGAGACUGGAAGACAAGGAUAAUGUGACAUGAGACUGGAAGACAAGGAUAAUGUGACCUAUUGAUAUCUUAUAUAUUUUAUGUGCACAUAUUUAGUGAAUGGAUUCCUACUCAGCAAUAUAUGCCGGUCUUGACCACUUAUUUUAAAUUUCUUAGAACCAAUCGGUCAAUGUAUAUCCAGUAAAACGAACAUAUUUUCCAAAACUUCAUUUCAAACAUGGCCACGAUUGACCUCUGUUGCGCCACUGUAAAAUAUAAGGGCCUCUACAGAUUGUUGAAAAGCUGGGUCCAGCCUAUUUUGUGGCUUUCUCUGGCAAGUUUCUUAGGAAACACUUGUCUAUGAUGUCACCCUUGGUGGAAGUGAACGUAAAACUACAGGAAUGAACGAACGAACAGAUUAGUGCAAACACAGAGAAGCCAAAAACAGGAAGUCAUAUCUAAUUUAUUUUAUUAUAUAUAAGUGCAGAUUAAAGGAGAGAGAUUUGUUUUUUUGUUGUUUUUUUUUUUUAGGGCUGUGGUAUUAAAUUUUUUUCGAUGUAAUCUCUUU
Patella vulgata (common limpet) is the source of this 3806-nucleotide messenger RNA. RefSeq names its product actin-binding protein IPP. Bases 221 to 2023 code for a protein of 600 amino acids. The transcript has 7 exons. Gene Ontology annotation, molecular function: protein binding. NCBI's taxonomy places the organism in Eukaryota, Metazoa, Mollusca, Gastropoda, Patellidae. The record is from RefSeq and is a predicted model, not a curated record.